Molecule: messenger RNA, 4461 nt
Organism: Paramecium tetraurelia
Lineage: Eukaryota; Ciliophora; Oligohymenophorea; Peniculida; Parameciidae
Exons: 1
Biological process (GO): microtubule-based movement
Cellular component (GO): dynein complex
Molecular function (GO): minus-end-directed microtubule motor activity; dynein light intermediate chain binding; dynein intermediate chain binding
Source: RefSeq, a predicted model, not a curated record
AUGGGUUAAGAUGAUCCUUACAUGUUGACAGUUGUGGAUUAUAAAACCAUUAAAGGAGAUGAUAAGAAGACUGAAAUUAAAGAAUAUUACACCAUUUCAAGAAAAGGAUUAUGUCAUUAUAUCAAUGGCAAACCAACUGAAUUUAUACCACUCAGAAAUUGGCUAAGAGAAAGAUAAACCUAUCAUUAAAUUAAGUCAUUAAAAUUCUUUACCAAAUUCAGAAAAUGGAAAACCCUUAAGAUGUGGAAGAGCAAUGUGAUCAAACAUAAAACCAAAACAAUCUAGAAUGCUCUUUUGGACAAGUAUUUCUUAUUGAACCCCAUCAUGAGAGAAACACUACUAACAGUGAGAAAAAACACCUAUGAUAUGAUGGAAACCUGUCGUUUUAUUGGAUUUGAAACAUCUCAUCAACUAACCAUGAGUGAUAGCACAUUUACUUUAGAAUAAUUCAAAUAAUUAUAAGAUCAAUACAGGAAUAAAGUGAGCGGGAAAAUCAGAUCAUACUCUCAAGCAUGUCGAAAAGUUGUGCAAAGUGGAUAUGAUAAAUCAUUGGAUAUCCUAAGGAAAUAAAAUUAUGUGCCUUAAAAUGAUGAAUAAUUUGGUGGAAAUGCUCCAAGAGAUACUGGAACAAAUGUGUUCAGAACAAGAGAAAUUGCAUAUGAAACCUUGUAAUUCCCAGACAGUAUGACUUAUGAGAAAAGAUCAUAGUUGAGGAAGGAAUGUUCAAAAUUCUUGCGUUUUUCUUAUCUAGUAGAUUUCUUAGCAAUGGAAAGUUUGAGCAAUAUCUAUACACUUUCAGUGAGAGAUUUGAUAUCAAAACUAAAAUCUCUAGAAUCCAUUGAUGAUUUUAAUGUAACAUUUGAAGCAAACAACAAACCCCCAAUUCGAUUUGAUGAACCUCUCUUUGUGAUUAAGUUAGAUUGCACCUUCGACUAAAUUCCUGGAGAAGAUAUGUAAACUGAAGACAUUCCAGAAUUUAUACCCUAACCUUUUGGUAAUAGCACUGUUGAUGAUUUUCAUAUACUGUAUCAUGCUCAUUUAUAAGAAGAGAAGACAGAGGAAUAAAAGUAAGCAGAAAAACCAUAAGGAGGCAAGAAGGGCAAGGUUGAAGAUGAUAGUGAGGAAGACGAGACUGACGGAGGAACUUAUGAUGAAAAUAAAAUUUACAAAAGAACAGUGAUUCCCAAUAUUUCUAAGCAUUGGAUUAUAAAGAAACCAUAAUUGAAUACAUUUCAUGCAGACAUUGUAAAGUGUAUAGGAGAAGGAUUGAAUGCAAUUUAAGCGUUUGAGAGAUGGAGCAGACACAAUGAUAUGACUCAAUACGUUGCUGUGUUGGAAGAAUGGGAUGAUAUGGUUGGUGAGGAGUGGGGUCAUCCAGAAUCUAAUUAUUUGAAUCCUUCUGAUUGGUUGGAUUCAGCACCACUUGAAACAUUUACAGGCGUUGUUAAAAAUAUUUUAGAAAAAGCAUUUGAAAGAGCUGAUAGAUAUAUAGAAAAGUACUUUAAUAAGCAUUUAUUGACCUAUUGGGAAGACUAAUAAAUUAAUAUCAAUAUUUUCAAAGAUGAGAAAUUAGCACAUCCUGGAGACACAUUCCAAUACACGAUUGCAGUACUCAAUAUGCAGAAGGAAUAAUUUUAAAAGGACAUUCCUAUUGAAAGUAUGCAGGGAUUGUUUAAGAUUGAUUCUCUUGAAUUAAAAAAGAAGUUGGAACCUCUACCAGCUGAAUUAUUGAAAUCAUUUGAUGCGUUUAUAUAACCAAUGUUAAGAAAUAGAUGCAAAGAAUUAAAGGAAUGGUUGUAAUCAUCAACAGCUGCUUUGAAAGGAGCAACUACAAAUAUUGAUGAAUUUGUUAAGCAAAGUAAUUCAUUGAAAUUGAUUCAAAAAUAAUUAAAUAAAAUCAAAUCUAAGAUUUCACUUGUUGGUCAUAUAUAUAAUAUUCUUGAUGAAUAUAAGAUAGAAGUGAAAAAAGAAGACAAACAAGCAUAUGUAGUUGAUAUCAUUUAAGCAUAAAAUCUAUUGGAAUAAGCUAUUCAUCAUGCAGAAGAAGGAGCAGAAUCUAAACUUGAUAGAUUUGCAAGAGAUGUCCAACAUAUCCUUAUUCCUCAAUUGGAGAAGUAGAUUGGUGCUUUAGAUGGAAUAAUCUAAGAUAAAAAAUACAUUGAUGCUGGAUUGAGUUUAGAUUAAGCCAUUAAAGAGUUAGGAGAAUGUGAUGAACAAUGUAAGAAACUAGAAGCAGAUGCUAAGAAAUACAGACAUUAUGAAAGCACUUUAGGAUUACCUACUUCUUAAUUCUAGAGUUUAGAGGAUUUAAGGAAUGAUUUGAUUUUCAGGUAUUCAAUGUGGAAGUCUACAAAGGAGUGGAUUGAAUUAACUUAAUCAUGGAUUGAUGGAAAAUUUAUAGAUAUCAACACAGAUGAAAUUAAGGCCAAAGGAGAAUAUUAUACCAAGAUUGUCAAUAGAUGUUCUAAGGGAUUACCAGCUAAUCAAGUUUUAGAUGAAUUAAAAGAUAAGGUAUUUUCAUUCAAAGACACAAUGCCUGUUGUCUUGGCAUUAAGGAAUAAAAAUUUAAAAGAUUAUCAUUGGGUGCAAAUCAAAUAAGAGAUUCUGAAAUAAGACUUUGAGAUCACUGAAACAUUUACAUUAAGAAAUUUAAUGGACAUGAAAGUUGGAAUCUAUUAAGAAUAGAUAUAAGAAGUUGCUACUUAAGCCACUUAGGAAGCUGUCUUAGAUGCCUAGUUUAAUGAUAUUGAGUAAAAGUGGAAGGCUCUAGAAUUUACAUGUGUUAACUAUAAGCCUGAAAACCUAAGGAACAAGGAAGUUUAUGUGCUCACUGAAAUAGAUGAAUUAUAAGCUGCCUUAGAUGAUUUCUUGGCAAGUUUAAAUAAUAUAUUGGGAAGUAGAUACUUGAAGAUGUUGAGAAAGAGAGCUGAAAAAUUAUAAAAGGAUGUGUUGAUUGCAUAGGAAACUUUGGAUGAUUGGCUAUAAGUUUAGAAAAAUUGGAUUUAUUUGGAAAAUAUUUUUGCCAGUCAGGAUAUCAAAACAAAAUUGAAGGAAGAAAAUGCUUUGUUUGAAAAUGUCGAUAAACAAUUUAAGGCUAUAAUGAAGAAAACUAAUUCAUAGAAGUAAGUUCAUAGAGCAAGUGGAUUACUAGAUAAAUUUAGAGAAUACAAAGAAACAUUAAAUAGAAUCCAAAAGGCAUUAGAAUCUUAUUUAGAAGAAAAGAGAAUGGCAUUCCCAAGAUUUUAUUUCUUAUCAAAUGAUGAGCUUUUGGAAAUUUUGGCUAAAUCAUAGGAUUUUGAUGCAAUUCAAAGAAAUUUAAAGAAAUGUUUUGAAGCCAUUUAUAGACUUGAAUAACCUGAAGAAGGUGCUAGAUCAGUAAAUGGAAUGAUUUCACCAGAAGGAGAGAAGAUUCCAUUUGUAAAGGGUGUUUCAACAAAAGAAGAAGUUGAAUUGUGGUUGAUGAAAGUUUAAGAUUAGAUGAUUGAAUCCUUAAAGAAGAGAAUGAAACAAGGAAAAGUAGAGAGUGAAACCUAAGAAAGAAAUCACUGGUUACUAAAUUAACCAGCUCAAGUAGUUGCCACAAUUUCGAAUCUAAUCUGGACAUAUGAUACUGAAUAAGCUAUUAAUAGUAUGACAGAUGAUUCUACUGCUUUAUCAAAACACUAUAAUCUGUUAUAUGAGUCAUUGAAUGGAUUGACUGCCUUAGUUAGAGGUACAUUGACUCCACUUCAACACAAAGUCAUAGUGGCAUUGAUUACUUAAGAUGUUCAUGCUAGAGAUAUUGUGGAUGCUUUAACUGAUGAAAAUGUUAGUUCAAUCAGUGAAUUCUCAUGGUAAUAAUAAUUAAGAUAUUAUAUGGAUGAAAAUGAUCUAAUUAUAGUGAGAUAAGUUAAUGCUAAAUUAAAUUAUGGAUACGAAUAUUUAGGAGCUACAACAAGAUUGGUUAUUACUAAUUUGACAGACAGAUGUUGGAUGACAAUUACUGGAGCAUUGAAUAUUAAAUUAGGAGCAGCUCCAGCUGGACCAGCAGGAACAGGAAAGACAGAAUCAACUAAGGACUUGGCCAAAGCUUUGGGAAUGUUUUGUGUUGUGUUCAAUUGUUCUGAUCAAAUUGAAUAUAAGAUGAUGGGAAGAUUAUUCAGUGGUUUAGUUUAAUAAGGAGCUUGGGCAUGUUUGGAUGAAUUCAAUCGUAUUGAUAUUGAAGUGUUAAGUGUCAUUGCUCAACAAUUAUUAACUGUAAGAUAGGCAUUAAUCAGAAGAGAUUAAUAAUUUAUAUUUGUGAAUCCAGAUAAACCAAUCAAUUUAAAGGAAGAAGUGGGAGUAUUCAUUACAAUGAAUCCAGGAUAUGCAGGCAGAACAGAAUUACCAGACAAUCUAAAGGUCUUAUUUAGACCAGUAUCUAUGAUGAUUCCUGAUUAUAAAUUAAUUGCUGAAAUCAUGCUUUAAGCAGAAAGGGUUUGA